Molecule: messenger RNA, 2911 nt
Organism: Podarcis raffonei (Aeolian wall lizard)
Lineage: Eukaryota; Metazoa; Chordata; Lepidosauria; Squamata; Lacertidae
Product: calcium homeostasis modulator protein 6-like
Exons: 2
Coding region: 294-1253 (319 amino acids)
Molecular function (GO): monoatomic cation channel activity
Source: RefSeq, a predicted model, not a curated record
UGCAGCAAGAUUUGCAGGAGGAUUUCUUCUUCUGUUUUUGCUUCAGUGAGUGAGUUGUUGGCGAUUCAAUUGUGAUGAAGAAGAAACCCAAAAAGAAGUGGUCUAUAAACAUGUUUUCCGGUAAAGUCUCCAAAUUCUCUUUCUCUGUCUUGCACCAAAAGUGAAACCGUUUGUGACUGCAAAUAGUUUCAAACUGCAGAUUUCCUCUUUCAAGUUAGAGCCUUGCUUCCUGUGUAGGAAGAAAGUGUAUCAGAGGACAGAUGUAGAGCACCAAAGUAGUCCCAGGGAGCAGGAUGGACAAGUUUCGUGCGGUGUUUGAUUUCUGCCUUAAUCACCAGAAGGCACUGGGCUAUGGGGCUGUCUCUUUGUUGACGGUUGGCAGCGAGCGCAUCUUUUCUGCUGUGGUGUUCAAAUGCCCUUGCAACUCCUGGAAUAUGCUCUAUGGCCUGGUCUUCCUCUUGGUGCCAGCCCUUAUUCUGUUUCUGCUUGGCUUCUUGCUCAGUAGCCAGUCUUGGAAGAUACUCACCGGAAGCUGCGCCCCCAACAGGCUGUGCAGGUGCCCUCACGGGACCCGAUUCCGGCACUACUUGAAAGUGCUGGGGCUGGUGAUUGUCAGAGCAUCUGUUGCUCCCUUGACAUGGAUUGCUGUGGCCUUACUGGGAAGCCGCUUCUACGAGUGUGCCGCUUCUGGGAGCUCUUCAGUGCAGGCGUACAUGUGCAAAGGCAAAGGGGGUGAGUGUGUUGAGAAAAUGCCUCAGGUUCCUUGUCAGAGUGGCACUGCUACCUCGGAGAUGCAGGAUAUACUCAUGAGCCUUCAAGCACAGUCUCAGGUGCUGGGGUGGAGUUUGAUCGCCAGUGUCUUCAUAUUGGCCCUAGUUUCUACAUGCAUCUCCCGUUGCUGUUCUCCAGUCAGUAUUCUCCAGCUUGCCUUCUGGAAAGUGUACCUGGAGCAAGAGCAGCAGCUUUUUGAGCAAAAGGCCAAGGAUCACGCAGCGAAGCUGGCAGAUAGGAACGUCAAGUGCUUCUUUGAUUCCACAGAACUGGACGAGUUUCCAACUCCAAGUGCCAAAGAGUGGCACGGCAUUUCUUCCUUGUUCACCUUUAACCCUAAAAAAGAUUACUACAGCAUGAUGCACAAAUAUAACAGCAGCAAAACCAAUACUGGCAGUCUUAAGUCUGUGGAGGGGGAUACAGUUCCUUGUUGCCUGGGGUUUGUGGAUGGCGCUGGUGGUAUUGACACACAAGGGUUAUAGUGAAAUAAUUGCUUAGCCCAUCAGGCUCUGUUACAAGAAGAUGUCUAAAUGAACAUGGUUGUUAUUUCCUCUUUCCUCUUUUUUUCCUCUUUCUCUUGUUUUUUGGUGUUGGGUUGUGCUUUAUAUGUAUGGUGUGUAUACAGCCUGACCAUAAUUAACCUCUGACUCCUACUAAGACAUACAGUGGUACCUCUGGUUACAUACUUAAUUCUUUCUGGAGGUCCAUUCUUAACCUGAAACUGUUCUUAACCUGAAGCACCACUUUAGCUAAUGGGGCCUCCUGCUGCCGCUGCGCCGCCGAAGCACGAUUUCUGUUCAUAUCCUGAAGCAAAGUUCUUAACCCGAGGUAAUAUUUCCGGGUUAGCGGAGUCUGUAACCUGAAGCGUAUGUAACCCUAGGUACCACUGUACCUGCUUAUCUAGGCUUUGGCUGGCCACUAAUUCCCAGCCUGGAAUAAUAUAUUGCAGACUACCAUGGGUGGAAGACAGAUAGACAGAUAGAUGAUAGAUAGAUAUAGAGAUAUGAGGUUUAUUUUACUGAAUCUGCUUGUAUCUUGUCAAUCCCUCUUAUAUUACUCAGAUGAAAUGUGGCACAAAGUAUUUUAAAAAUAAAAGAUUCAGGAGUCCCUCCCCCAUGAUGUUUUGGAUUACUGGAUUUGGAAGGAACCAAAUGCCCAAACUGCACAUGAGAGGGAGAGCAUAGGUGGAAGCCUUAUGCCAUGUUUCUGAUCUUCCAAACAAUUCAGGCCAGUGGACACAUUUGAAAUACUGAGAAAGCAUCGUGGCACCAGUCACGAAAUGUCUAUCAUAGGGACGUGACAUAACACAAAAUGGUUUACCACAUUCAAAAGAGCAGGAAAAGAGACAUGACCACAAAAUGGUAUUAGCAUGCCACUCGCCAGCUGGAAAAAGACACCUACAUUUGCCACACUUAUUCACACAGAAAAGCUCUUUGGAGCUUUAAUCUGUUCAGAAAGGAUGGGAAGAUGGGUUCCAAUUUUGGCAUCCAGUGAAAUUUUAUUUUUAUUUAUAAACAUAUUUCUUUGCUGCAAUAUAAAGUAUCAGGGCAGUUUACAGUUUUAACGCAUAAAACAAAUGGGCAUGUUUAAGGCACAUUCAAUGUAAGAGAUGCUGAGCCAGGAAUUAAGCAGGAAGAUACACAUUUUUCUUGCAUUGUGGAUUUUAUGAGAGGAUAUUUACUGGUAUUUCUGGGCAUCAUGUUCACUGGCACAUGUGGGCACCAUGUUGGAGACCCCUGGUUCAGAGAAUGAGGAAAAUGGCAUCUGAACUGAGUUAGUGUGUGUGGAAUGAUACUGGGCUACUUGCCCAAACAAAACUUUCACCUUGCCUGUCAAGGAGUACGAAAAAGGACGGGGGGGGGGAAGGAUCAACUGGAUCUCUUGUGCUCCCAAGGGGCCCGCAAAAGGAAGCAUGUGUUUGGGUAUUUCCACUGGAAUCAUGGGAAAAAACUGUUUGGUAUGGGAUUCUUCUGCAGCCACGAAAAGAGUAGUACAGUUACCCUGCUUCUAAUAAAUUAACCAGUGUAACACAAAAUGUUUCUGCCUGGAAAAUCCUUGUCUUACCCCAUUAUUUGCUUUCUUGUUUGUGCAAUCCAAAUCAUGUCUCAGGCACCCCUUAGCCCAUUUCUUCUCAAAUCCU